Messenger RNA from Soboliphyme baturini, 1650 nucleotides. The record is from the annotation of a GenBank genome assembly. Lineage: Eukaryota; Metazoa; Nematoda; Enoplea; Dioctophymatida; Soboliphymatidae.
AUGGAACGUCGUAAUUUGAACUCAAUAUCGACUGCAGAGGGUCGGCUCGGCAGGCAUCGUUGGCCUUACACGUCGUCCGACGUCCUAAACAGCCCCGAUGCGCGCCAGUUUCUCAGGGCGUGCCUGGUCUACAAGAUUCUCAGCACAAGACAGCCGUUGUUCCUGCAACGCAAUCUGCUCUUUCGUUGCGUCAGUGAAGGCUCGGUGAAGAAGUUGAAGCGAAGAAUACGAAAGAGAAUAGACACGGGUUCUGAACAGGUGAAAGAUCAUACAUCCCAGCGACCAUCCGGGCCACCGCCGGAGAAUGCCAACAAUUUCAUUUACCAGUGUUUCAGCAGCCUACAGAUUCUGUUAGGCACCGUAGUCGACGAUACCGGUAUUCCAAUGCAGUGUUUCCCUAACGCUUGCAUCUUUCACAGUAUCACUACUCUUUUAGAAAUCAACGAUGUUGUGGAGGUUGAAACUCUUAUUGGGCUGGGCAAAGCCGCAGCCUCCAUACACUCGACGGAUUAUCAGGCGGGUGUAUUGUCAGAAUAUCGUCUGAUGGUUCUUGGAAAUUUUCGAAUCUACCGUAAUCCCAGUGAAAGCAAUCUACUUUGUCCGAUUAUAAGCAUACCGCCCGAUUUGAUCUUUCCACCCGAAGACCAAAAUUUUAUCUUGAACGCCUUCUUGAUUUUUCGCUGCUCGAUGGUCGGCCAACAAGACCGUGAGAGAGAGCUGGGCGACGUGGUUAGCCCCAGCGGCCGAACGAGUUUCGUCGCCAAAUUGCAUCUUGUUGAGUUCAACAAGUUGGUGCCGUUGGAAAACGGUAAUUACGAGUUGUUAAUGAGAAACGAUGAUUACUUCGCCGAACCACUGCAUCUGUUAUGCACGUGCAACUUGAAAAAGCUGGGAUGGCAUGCCCAUCAAUUAACCACACAGUGCAUGGAUUAUUCCCGCUGUCCUCUGUGCAAAGUGUGGUGUCCUGACUUGUAUUGCCUGCUGAAGCAUUUGAGACUGACGCAUUCUCGUCUGUUGUUCAGUUUGAAGGUCAACAAUGGCCGAUUCACCAUUGCCGUAAAACCAAAUGCACAGUAUGACGGACAUUUCGAAAUCCUUCCUUCAAAGGUAAAGAAUCGGCAUGGAAGAAAAGCUGUACCAUCGAAGGCAGCCGUGAAUGCAAUGUUGCUGCAUCGAAAGUACGGUUUAAUAUCACAGUGCUUUUGCUUGCCGUUCGAUUAUUUUGGCGGUGCCCAUUCUCAGUUGUUCACCGAUUUAUUCUGCGCCUACUACGCAGCAUUUAUUAAGCAGAGAACAUCCGGGAAACUUCUGACCCACAGCUUGGACGAAUUCACCGAAGCGGAAAACAAGGCAACCAUUAAAUCAGAAGAUACCGACACCAUGCAAUCUCUGACUCAUAAUAGACCGUACCACCACAGCACUACUUGCAUGCCGAUCCUAAGUGCCGAACUAGAUAUCGAUUCAGAGGAGGAGAAUAAUCCAAGCUGGUUAAAAGAAAGUCUGGCACAAAACAUCAACGGUUUUUCGGACUUAAACGACGGAGAAAAGAUGAUCAUGGCGAUGUGGAAUGAACACAUCACGCGUUACAAGUACGUGAUUUUUGUUUUUGCAUACACCGCAGGAAAGGGGUGGACGAAAUCGCGCAACUGA